Messenger RNA from Lepus europaeus (European hare), 5740 nucleotides. It is a transcript of the gene MDGA2, whose product is annotated as MAM domain containing glycosylphosphatidylinositol anchor 2. Gene Ontology annotation, cellular component: neuronal cell body; axon; plasma membrane. Gene Ontology annotation, molecular function: protein binding; axon guidance receptor activity. Lineage: Eukaryota; Metazoa; Chordata; Mammalia; Lagomorpha; Leporidae. The record is from RefSeq and is a predicted model, not a curated record. Gene Ontology annotation, biological process: synapse organization; homophilic cell-cell adhesion.
AUGCUGAAAAAUUAUCUCCUUGUGCAAAAUCCCAUGACAGAUCAAAAUGCUACAUGGAUGCAGAUGAUGGAGGCACUGAAGGAAAAUCUAUAUUCAGAAGUAUCAGAUAAAAGUCCAAAUCUCAAAGCUGAGAGCCCAAUAGUACCCGUAAAUCCAUCAUCUAAAUCAAGUAUGGUCAGGUACAUUAAAGAUGUUCUGGAUCCGCCACGCAGGACGGAUGCUGGAAGCCCUUGGGCGGCGGGGCGGGGAGAGCGUGUCACGUACUUAGCCGGGGUCUCAGGCGGUGGCUGGCCGACAGCGGCGGCAGGAAUAAGUGAGGGCCCCCGGCGGCCGAGGAGCUCCGGGGGAGCCGCGGAGGCCUCGGCGGGGCAGGCUGGAGGCCGGGAGCCGCUCGGCGACACAGGAAGGCAGGGCGAAGGAGGAGCAGCGCAGCCCGGCAGCCCCGCAGCCCGUCCGCCGGCGCCCCGCGCCCGCCUUCGCCUCCUCUUCCUCCUGCUCCGGCGUCCGCCUCCGCGGCGCGCACCCCUUGGCCAACCCAGGGAUUCCGGCCGGCGUCGAACCCCGGGCGCUCCGCCGCCCAGCCCGGGCGCCUGUGCCGCAGCGGCGGCGGCCACGCAGCCCGGUGCCCUCCGCAGGCGGCCGCUCCCGCCUUCGCCUCUGGAUGCCAGCGCUCCGGUAGCUCCGGCGGGGAAGCCCUUGCGCGGCUCCGCUCGCGCCGGUCCCGACCGCCCCCACCCCCUGCACCUGGCGGGGGUGGCGCGGAAGCGAAGAGGACGCGCGCAGUGCCGGUGGGCACGCGUCGACGUGUGUGCCGCUCGCCUCCCAGCUCGCCGUUCUGCCUCUCUCGCAAGUGGCGGCGCCUGGACUCUGCGCUCGGCUCCCCGGGAUCGGCGCGGCCCGCCAGAACCCGCCGCUCUGCUGGCUGAGCGCAGAAGGCUGUUCGGAGAGCAGGAGCGGCCGCGGCGGCGGCUGGUGCCCCGGCGAGCUCCAGACGCGCACUCCGCUCCUGGCGGGCCGCUGCCGCCGCUUGACGCUCCUCCGGGGACCUUCGCGAGUUACUUUGUAAAGGCGAACCCAGGCGACAGAGCCCUGCUCGGGGGCCCCCCGGGUCAGAGGCCACUUCCUGCAGCUCCGCCGUCCAAGCCGGCUCAGCCCCGCGCGGCCCCCGGCCCCCUGCCCGCGCAGCCGCCAGCCCGGCGCGCCGCCGCCGGCGCCGCUGAGGAGACUCGAGCCCGCGGCUCGCUGAGGAGCGCUUCGCCUCGCGGCUCCGCUUCGCCGGUAUUCUGUGUGUGUGUGCGUGUGUGUGUGUGUGCACGCGUGUGCGGGCUCCUGGGCUCCGCUCGCGGCCGCCGCCGGGAAAGGACGGACGGACGGACGGAGCUGCCGCUUGGGUCAGCGGUGCCCGGGCGCCUCGGCUCGGGCCGGCCGCCGGCCUCGGAAGGUCCCGCCGCGUCCCCCACCCGGACCUGGGCUGGAUAUGUUCAUGUUCACGUGAAGAUGGAUUUGGUGUACGGUCUCGUGUGGCUGCUGACAGUCCUCCUGGAGGGGAUCUCCGGCCAGGGAGUGUACGCUCCCCCCACGGUUCGCAUUGUGCACUCAGGCUUGGCCUGUAACAUAGAGGAGGAACGCUACUCUGAAAGAGUCUACACAAUCCGGGAAGGAGAAACGCUCGAAUUGACCUGUCUUGUCACAGGACAUCCCCGUCCACAGAUCAGGUGGACCAAAACAGCAGGAAGUGCCUCUGACAGAUUCCAGGACUCAAGUGUCUUCAAUGAGACUUUGCGGAUUACAAAUAUUCAGCGACACCAAGGAGGCCGGUAUUACUGUAAAGCAGAGAAUGGCUUGGGGUCCCCAGCGAUAAAGUCAAUCCGAGUGGAUGUGUACUAUUUGGAUGACCCAGUAGUAACUGUUCAUCAAAGUAUAGGUGAAGCUAAAGAACAAUUUUACUAUGAGAGAACAGUGUUCCUCCGGUGUGUUGCCAAUUCCAAUCCACCUGUUCGGUACAGCUGGAGACGUGGCCAGGAGGUGUUACUGCAAGGGUCUGAUAAAGGAGUUGAGAUUUAUGAACCCUUCUUUACCCAGGGUGAAACAAAGAUCUUAAAGCUAAAGAAUCUUCGACCUCAGGACUAUGCCAAUUAUAGCUGCAUUGCUUCAGUGAGGAAUGUGUGUAAUAUUCCUGAUAAGAUGGUAUCAUUUAGACUUUCCAAUAAAACAGCAUCUCCGUCAAUUAAACUCUUGGUGGAUGAUCCUAUAGUUGUAAAUCCUGGAGAGGCCAUAACAUUAGUGUGUGUUACAACAGGAGGAGAGCCUGCACCUUCUCUCACCUGGGUUAGGUCCUUUGGGACCCUGCCUGAAAAGAUUGUUUUGAAUGGAGGGACUUUGACCAUACCUGCCAUCACCUCAGAUGAUGCUGGCACUUACAGCUGCAUUGCCAAUAACAACGUGGGAAACCCUGCAAAAAAGUCCACCAACAUCAUUGUGAGAGCAUUAAAAAAAGGACGAUUCUGGAUAACACCAGAUCCUUAUCACAAAGAUGACAACAUCCAGAUUGGGCGUGAGGUGAAAAUAUCUUGCCAAGUAGAAGCUGUUCCUUCUGAGGAGUUGACAUUUAGUUGGUUUAAGAAUGGCCGUCCAUUAAGAAGUUCUGAGCGGAUGGUUAUCACCCAGACUGAUCCUGAUGUUUACCCCGGAACAACCAACUUGGACAUCAUUGAUUUAAAAUUCACAGAUUUUGGAACAUACACAUGUGUGGCAUCUCUGAAGGGAGGAGGGAUCUCUGAUAUCAGUAUUGAUGUUAAUAUAUCCAGCAGCACAGUUCCACCCAAUCUGACUGUUCCACAGGAAAAAUCACCUUUGGUCACCAGAGAAGGAGAUACAAUAGAACUGCAGUGUCAAGUAACUGGGAAACCUAAACCGAUCAUCCUUUGGUCUAGAGCAGACAAAGAAGUGGCAAUGCCUGAUGGGUCAAUGCAGAUGGAGAGUUAUGAUGGAACGCUGAGGAUUGUGAAUGUGACUAGGGAAAUGUCAGGAAUGUACAGAUGCCAGACCAGCCAGUACAAUGGAUUUAAUGUGAAACCCCGGGAAGCCCUGGUGCAGCUCAUCGUGCAGUAUCCCCCUGCCGUGGAACCGGCAUUCCUGGAGAUUCGGCAAGGACAGGACCGAAGUGUCACGAUGAGCUGCAGGGUGCUGAGAGCCUAUCCAAUACGGGUACUGACCUAUGAGUGGCGCCUGGGCAAUAAGUUAUUACGGACGGGUCAGUUUGACUCUCAGGAGUACACGGAGUACCCGGUGAAGAGUCUUUCCAAUGAAAACUAUGGGGUUUACAACUGUAGCAUCAUGAAUGAAGCUGGAGCUGGGAGAUGCAGCUUUCUUGUUACAGGAAAGGCAUAUGCUCCAGAAUUCUACUAUGAUACCUACAAUCCCGUGUGGCAGAACAGACACCGUGUUUAUUCCUACAGCCUUCAGUGGACACAAAUGAAUCCCGAUGCCGUGGAUCGGAUUGUUGCAUACCGAUUGGGUAUUAGGCAGGCUGGACAGCAGCGAUGGUGGGAACAGGAGAUUAAAAUAAAUGGGAAUAUUCAGAAGGGAGAAUUGAUUACAUAUAACUUGACAGAGCUAAUUAAACCAGAGGCUUAUGAAGUCCGACUGACUCCUCUUACCAAAUUUGGUGAAGGAGAUUCAACAAUUCGUGUGAUCAAAUAUAGUGCUCCUGUAAAUCCUCAUUUGAGGGAAUUUCACUGUGGGUUUGAAGAUGGGAACAUUUGUUUGUUCACUCAAGAUGAUACAGAUAAUUUUGACUGGACAAAACAAAGUACAGCGACAAGAAAUACGAAAUAUACCCCUAACACGGGACCUAAUGCUGACCGUAGUGGCUCCAAAGAAGGUUUUUAUAUGUACAUUGAGACCUCUCGACCCAGAUUGGAAGGCGAAAAGGCUCGACUUCUCAGCCCUGUUUUCAGCAUAGCUCCUAAAAACCCGUAUGGACCUACCAACACUGCAUACUGUUUUAGCUUCUUUUACCACAUGUAUGGACAACACAUAGGUGUUUUAAAUGUUUAUCUACGAUUGAAAGGGCAGACGACAAUAGAGAAUCCACUGUGGUCUUCCAGUGGGAAUAAAGGACAACGAUGGAAUGAGGCUCAUGUUAAUAUUUAUCCUAUUACUUCAUUUCAGCUCAUUUUCGAAGGUAUUCGAGGUCCUGGAAUAGAAGGCGACAUUGCCAUCGAUGAUGUAUCAAUUGCAGAAGGAGAGUGUGCAAAACAAGACCCAACGACUAAGAAUUCCGUGGAUGGUGCUGUUGGGAUUUUAGUUCAUAUAUGGCUUUUUCCAGUUAUCGUCCUCAUCUCUAUCUUAAGUCCUCGAAGGUGACCUUAUCCUGGCAGAGGCUAUACAAGAUUCACCAGGCACUGGCAUGAAGAAAGAGUCUUUGUAAAUGGACACUGAAAAAACAAACUACCAAAGAUUCCUCCACUGACUACUGACUCAAAAAUAAAAUAAUAAAAACAAAUUUUUUAAGCACUGGGGAUAAAAAGAUGUUAUGGAAGUAUAACUUAUUCCAAACUACAUAUAAAAGAUAAUAUUGACCUGAGUUGAGAAGAGACCUUCAGGUGCUUUUGUGGCUAAAAAGAUUACGGCGUCAUCUGGUUGAACUCUUGGGAAAAAAAAGGAGAAGAAGAAAAAGAAGAAGAAGAAGAAAGAAAAGAGCUAUAGAAAUCCUUGUCAAAGCACAAAGUCAUGGCUGGUUUUGUUUCAAAUGAAUACUUUGCUUGUUACCAUGGAAACCUAAUGGCCUGCCAACAAAAACCUCACUGUAAACAGGGUACGUGAAGAGCUGGCAUUUAUUUUCCUUUUAAGAAGGUUUUACAUGGAGAAGUAAAUAAAUGUAGGCCCUUUUACCUUUGGCUGUUACCCUUCCUUGCAAAGAACCCGAACUGAGAAUUAUUUAAGGCGUUCAUGUUCCUCCCCACCUUAUUCCCGUCCUACCUUGAUUAUCAUUAUUAUUAUUAAUUAUUCUUUUCCUCCCAUGGCUAAGCUAGAUAACUGUAAGCUGUCUCUUCUUGCAUGCACUGCUCUCCAGGACGGUAAACCUGGGCUUACAUAUUACACAGGCUUAGCGGAGUUUGCUUGCGGCCACUUGAACACCCAAACUACGUCAUCUGUUCAAUGAAGAAACCAAACCACCAUCUUUUAUAAAUUGCCAUGGAAACCAAGUGCCUUCAAUGAAACAAGCCUGAAUAAUUUUCAACUCAGAAGCUUGCACUGCUACGAGUGGUUUGUGUAAAACUAUUUUAUAAACAAACUGCAGAGCCUAAAUGUGCAAACGACAGGCAAGACAACAAAGCCGCUUCUGAAGAAGAGAGGACCGGAGCUGCUGCGUAAGCCCAAGCAGACAAGAUAUUUGUUGUUUAACCUCCUAGACAGCCAUGGCCUUUCGGCAUAUUGUCCAUUAGAGAAUAACUUCCAUUCAGACCAGACACGGGAGCAACACUUUUUCUUCCAGGUUAUUAAAUGGGUCAACCAGAGCAAAAGGUGAUUAAGAUGAGACUUAGCGCAGAAGGUGGUAAAAAACAAAAGUGAUUUUUUUUUUUUUUUUUACUCUAACCUCCAUUUGAAAUGAAAUUGGCCCUAGCUUUAGAGGGAACAAGAAAAUGUUUGUGAUUUCAGUGCAUACCAACUACAGCGGAACUGGGCCUGAGAAAUCUGGCUUUAUUCCAAACACUGAGGGUCAUAUGCCUCUGCC